Molecule: messenger RNA, 1851 nt
Organism: Fusarium sp. VM40
Lineage: Eukaryota; Fungi; Ascomycota; Sordariomycetes; Hypocreales; Nectriaceae
Source: the annotation of a GenBank genome assembly
AUGUUCAAGCGCAAGCCCGACAUCAGAAAUCUCGCGCCUUUGCGCUCCUCAGAUCGACGAAAACUCGCCGACCAAAUCAUCCGUGAUUACCAAGUCCCUCUCCCAGAGCAGACAGACGAUGCAUCAUCAGGCUCACAGUCAACACUGCGGAACUCACUUCUGCCCGAGUCUACCUCGUCAGCUCGCUUCAUCACAGCAACAGAGCAAGGCACCGUCUACAUAGGUGCUCAUCCAGAUCAAGAUGAGAGAGUCCUUUGGUUCCAGACCGGGAAGAACCCUCGUUUGAUACCGACUGUUUAUACUCUGUGGCGUAACCCUAAACUUGUUCCACUGCUGCACACUCCCGAUUUCGUGGUUGAGGAAAAACUCAAACAGGGUGCUGAUCUAAUGGUUCCUGGAUUGGUGAAGGCCAGAGGCACCAGUUGGGACAAGAGAGCAAGCACUGGCGCUGUUGUGGCUGUCGCUGGGCUGCAAAAUGAUACUACGCCAGUUUGGGUCGGAACAUGCCAAGUAGACAUUCGAAGUCUCCCCGACGAUGUUCGAGGUCAGAAAGGUGCUGCCAUCAAGGCGCUUCACUGGGCAGGCGAUGAAUGCUGGAGUUGGAAGUCACUCGGCAGUGGGGGAAUUGAUCCACCAUCAAGCAUAGAAGGAUGGGACGGACUAGGAGGAGAAUUUGCAUCUGAUGUUGGUAAACUAUCUUUAGAAGACGACAAAGCACCGGCAGUACCAUCCGACACACAAACCCAGACAUCCGAACUGGCAGAGGAAGUCGACGAGGACUACGAGCCCACCACGAAAGAAGUCGACGACGCAUUCCACAAAGCUUUUCUCUUCGCCGUCCAUAAAGCAAAGCAAUCUGGCACUCCACCCAAAUUCGGUCUCGAUUUUCCUCUUCAACCAUCCUUUGUCGUAUCCAACAUGAUCCAGCCUAAUCUCCGCCACCAAAAUCAGCACUACAUCAUCAAGAAAACAUCGUGGAAGAAUGCGAAGAAGUUUAUCAAGCAGCUGGACAAGCUUCGGAUAGUCAAGUCCAAGGACCGCAAUGGUGGUGAGACGGUCAUCCUUGAUAUCGACUUCGAUCAUGAUCAGGUUAAUGGCUUCAGACCGUAUCGGUUACCAACACCAAAGGCAACGGGCAGUGCUGCGGGUACUUCUGCUGAAGAUGGUCAAGCAUCUUCGGGCCCGAGCUCAUCUUCAGGACAGAAGAUCGACAUCCAGAUGGUCUACCGUCCGUCUUCCAAACUAGUACCGACACUCCUCCCCUCCAAGACCGAGUUCUAUAGUGCAGCACAAGUCUCAGCGGCUGUCAAGGCAUACAUCGAUCAACACCCCGAGCUAGGAGGUCAAGGAAAAUCCACCGUCAAGCUCGACCCAUUCCUUGCCAACGACAUCCUAGGCUCGAAACCGACCGACGAAGAUCGCAGCUACCUCGCAGCCGGCCGGAUUCCAAGAGGCGUCCUCCAGAAGCGAGUGCUGGAGGAUUCAAAUCUCUGUCAACCCUUCCAUAUCAUUUCACAAAGUGGUGUACCGUCAGACCAAAAGCCCAAGGUGGGAUCACCACCUCGAAUCCUGAUCACGAUCGAGAAACGAACUGGCACAAAGGUGGUAACCAAGGUUUCCAACCUCGAGCCUUUCUUCAUUGAUCCUCAAGUCCUAGCACCCGAGCUGCAGAAGAAAUGUGCUGGGUCUGCGAGUGUAGGACAAGUUGCUGGCGCGAAGCCUGGUUUGAUGGAGGUUGUGGUGCAAGGUGAUCAGCGGAAGGUACUUACGACGGAGAUACUCGCCAAGAAGGGUAUUGACAUGAAGUGGGUGGAUACGGUGGACAAGACGAAGCCGAAGAAGAAGAAAUAA